GGCGGAGGCACUCACGGAAGUCGGAAGUGUGUGUGCGGUGGCUGCUACGAAGUCGAGCUGAGGUGUCCCUGGCUGGCCUUAGGCGACUCUUCCGGUUGUGGGCGCGGAGACACGGAGGCGGUCCGUGAAGCGAGCGAGUCGAUGAUGCCUUGAGUCGGUUGCGAUACCUGUCGGAGUCUCUGCAGGCUGAUUGACACGCCGCCUUCCCGCGAGGCCGCCUCCUCCAGGCAGUCUCCCGUCCCUCUUGAGGGCUAACACCCCAGGGUGGUCCCCAGGACUUUGGGGACCCCUGGGUCAGCGCUAUGACCGCGGCCGCCGCCUCCAACUGGGGGCUGAUCACAAACAUAGUGAAUAGCAUAGUAGGGGUCAGUGUGCUCACCAUGCCUUUCUGCUUCAAACAGUGUGGCAUCGUCCUGGGUGCCCUGCUGCUGGCCUUCUGCUCCUGGAUGACACACCAGUCCUGCAUGUUCCUGGUCAAGGCGGCCAGCUUGAGCAAGCGGAGGACGUAUGCUGGCCUGGCUCUGCACGCCUAUGGAAAAGCAGGGAAGAUGCUGGUGGAGACCAGUAUGAUUGGGCUGAUGCUGGGGACCUGCAUUGCCUUCUAUGUCGUGAUUGGUGACUUGGGAUCCAACUUCUUUGCCCGGCUGUCGGGGUUUCAGGUGAAUGGCACCUUCCGAGUGCUCCUGCUUUUCACUGUGUCCCUGGUCAUUGUGCUGCCCCUGAGCCUGCAGAGGAACAUGAUGGCCUCCAUCCAGUCCUUCAGUGCCAUGGCCCUCAUCUUCUACACCGUAUUCAUGUUCGUGAUCGUGCUGUCGUCCUUCAAGCAUGGCCUCUUUGGCGGCCAGUGGCUGCAGCGUGUCGGCUACUUCCGCUGGGAGGGCAUCUUUCGCUGCAUCCCCAUCUUUGGCAUGUCCUUUGCCUGCCAGUCCCAGGUCCUGCCCACCUACGACAGCCUGGACGAGCCCUCCGUGAAGACCAUGAGUUCCAUAUUUGCCUCCUCCCUCAAUGUGGUCACCACCUUCUAUAUCAUGGUAGGAUUCUUCGGCUAUGUAAGCUUCACAGAAGCCAUUGCGGGCAAUGUGCUGAUCCACUUCCCUUCUAACCUGGUGACGGAGAUGAUCCGCAUGGGCUUUGUGAUGUCGGUGGCCGUGGGCUUCCCCAUGAUGAUCCUGCCCUGCCGCCAGGCCUUGAACACGUUGCUGUUUGAGCAGCAGCAGAAGGAUGGGACCUUUGCAGCUGGUGGCUACAUGCCCCCCCUGCGCUUCAAGGCACUCACCCUCUCUGUGGUGUUUGGAACCAUGGUUGGCGGCAUCAUGAUCCCCAACGUGGAGACCAUCCUGGGCCUCACGGGUGCCACCAUGGGGAGCCUCAUCUGCUUCAUCUGCCCGGCUCUCAUCUAUAAGAAGAUCCACAAGAACAGCCUUUUCUCCCAGGUGGUGCUGUGCGUCGGCCUGGGCAUCCUGGUGGUCAGCACAUACACGACACUGACUGUGAGCGAAGAGACACCUGUAGACCUGGCGCCAGAGGCCCUGGGCGGGCGGCUAGCAGAGGCCGAGGGCAUGGUGAAGGCAGAAGCUGCUCGGCCACCAGGAACACGCCUGGCAGGCCAGAACCCUGAGGCAGAGGAUGGCCGGGAGAAGCCGAAGGUGCCUGACGAGAAAGAUGAGAAGGAGCAGGCCCAGAUCAAGGGCCCCAGGAACGCGCCCUCCAGAGAGGACCCUAAGGAAAGGCAGGAGGCUGCGCAACUUGACCGCCCUAGGCAAGGUGUUGCAGUCGCCAUGGGCGAGGCCCACCGCCAUGAGCCCCCCAUCCCUCACGACAGGGUGGUGGUGGACGAAGGCCAGGACAGAGAGGGGGUGGCAGAGAAGGCAGGCCCAUCCAGACACAGGGAUGGCCAGGCCCCAGGAGGCGAGCAGCAGGUGCUCCCACCCCGGCCAGACUCCGGCCCAGAGAGGCCCAGCCAGGACCAUGCCAUGCAGGCAGCAGGCAGGCUGCCUGAACAGCCCCAGAAGGUUCCAGAAGCCGGCACCCAUCCAGCCUCCCAGCCCGUGGAGGGUCAGGAGCUGGGUAUGCAGGUGGCGCUGCCCAAGGACCAGGACACCCUGGUGGCCGGCGUCCCUCAGCCAGAUUCCACCAUGGGUGCCAUGGGCAAGGCUUCCAGAAACAAGGCUGGUGGGAAGGAGAAGGUGCCCCCCAGGGCCAGGGUGCAGGCUGAGCCACGAGAGCAGAGGAACUCAGAGGGCCAGGCCGGGGACCAUGCUGGCAGUAGGCUGGAGGCUGAAAUCAAAAAGAUAGUUGCAGAGGCAGGCCGUGUGGAGCUGCUGGACCACGCUGUGCUGCUGCAGGUGAUCCAGGAGCAGCAGGUGCAGCAGAAGCGCCUCCUGGACCAGCAGGAGAAGCUGCUGGCUGUCAUCGAGGAGCAGCACAAGAUCCACCAGCAACGGCAGGACGGCGAGGAUGGGGACAUGCCACCAGAGCCUGGGGUGGCCGCACCCAGAGGAAAGGAAGAUGAGGCCCAGGCUGGGGAUACAGCACAGAAGCCCCCCAAGCUGCCUUUGGUUCCUGCUGUAGGAUCACAGGAUCGGCAACCUGCUCCACCCCCUGGGCUCAGCCAGCACCCAGCAGAGGGGCCCCCAGGUGCAGUGGGUAGAGCCCCAGCCAUCCCUCCUAGGGACCUAGACACGGAGCCCCACGCAGCCCAGACCAAGCAGAGGGAUGCUAUGCUUGAGGCAGCCCAGGAACACUUGCCAGAGCAGGUCCCCAAGUCAGAGCCAUCCAGGGCCCCAGGAGACCCCAAGAAACAGGAGCCCAGGGAACACCCUGGGCAGGACCAGGGCAUUUCUGCAAGAGACAUUCAUGAGAAGAAACGGGCAGAGGUGGUGGUGGCAACUGCGGCAUCCAGCAUCCAAAAGGAAGCACCAUGGGUGGCAAUGGGGAUUGGAGACCCUCCUGUGAAGCCCCAGAAAGAGGAUCAAGACCCCAGGCUGGCUCUGGCCCAGGCUGCUGUCCAUCAGCCAGGACCAGGGGCCAUCCCAAGGAGGGGUAAGGAUGUCCCCUCUGAGGGGAAGGAGGCCCCCAGAGACAUUGUGCCAGCCCCAGAGGGGGACAUUGCCAUCCCAGAGCCAGGACAGAGGCUGAGCUCUGAGCUUGGACCCCAGGCAGGGCUCCCUGUGGCACAGAAGCCAGACCACGCCAAGCCCAACCGUGAGCUCAAAGUGCAGGCGGGUUCUGACCUGCGCCGCCGCCGGCGCGACACAGCUCCAGAAGAGGGGGCCCUACCCCCCAAGGAUGGGGUGCUUAUCAGCCUGCAUCCCCUGCCUGACGUGCAACUCAAUGACCUGCGCAGCGCCCUGGAGACCCAACUGCACCAGGCUGCAGGAGGUGCACUGCGGGUGGUGCCCGGGCGCCAGGUGAAGCAGACCGCCUUGGAGGAGGCCUGAGCCCACAGCCACAGCUGCCUGGGACUUCUGGAGGGACAGGUGCUCAGCAGACAGUGUUGCCCCUCCAUUGCUCACAGCCCAGCCUAGCAGGCAGCAUAUUCCUGGCCAUGUGUCUCCAGCUGCUGCAAACUGUAGUUAUUUAUCUCUCACUCUCUGAAUGACCAGACAGUAAUAAAUGCCCUGCCUUCCCGCCUCUGUA
This is a messenger RNA of Erinaceus europaeus (western European hedgehog), 3639 nucleotides long. It is a transcript of the gene SLC38A10, whose product is annotated as solute carrier family 38 member 10. The record is from RefSeq and is a predicted model, not a curated record. The transcript is spliced from 17 exons. Gene Ontology annotation, biological process: amino acid transmembrane transport. Gene Ontology annotation, molecular function: amino acid transmembrane transporter activity. Bases 303 to 3440 code for a protein of 1045 amino acids. Lineage: Eukaryota; Metazoa; Chordata; Mammalia; Eulipotyphla; Erinaceidae.